This is a messenger RNA of Helicoverpa armigera (cotton bollworm), 708 nucleotides long. RefSeq names its product glutathione S-transferase 1. Gene Ontology annotation, molecular function: glutathione transferase activity. Gene Ontology annotation, biological process: glutathione metabolic process. The coding region runs from base 1 to 651 and encodes 216 amino acids. The record is from RefSeq and is a predicted model, not a curated record. The transcript has 4 exons. Lineage: Eukaryota; Metazoa; Arthropoda; Insecta; Lepidoptera; Noctuidae.
AUGUUGGGAAAAGCUAAACCGAUCCUUUACGGAGAUGUGGCGUCGCCGCCAGUGCGGUUCGCCAUGAUGACAGCGUCUAUAUUGAACAUCGAUUAUGACUUCCACAACAUUGAUCUAUUUAAGGCGGAGAACAACACGGAUUCUUACAGGAAGAUAAAUCCCCUGAAGAAAGUACCAGCAUUGUCCGUAAAUGGAGACUUCAUUCGCGACAGUCACGCUAUAGCGCUGUAUUUCUGCAGAAACAGCGGCAAUCAAGAGUUGUACCCCGAAGACAGUAUUCUAAGAGCAAAGAUAGACGAAUGGCUGUACUUUGAUGCGGGAGUUUUGUUUCCAAUCGAUAGCGCUAUAUUUACAGAAUAUUUUGCUGGUAAAUGGCCAGCUGAUGAGGCUAAGGUUAAGCAUUGGUAUUUAUCGUUGGAUCAUUUAGAACACACAUUAGGUACACAGAAAUGGCUUACAGGUGACAAGAUACGACUGUGUGAUAUCUGCUGUGCAGCUACAGUAAGCUCUCUCGAGAUAUUAGUGCCACUUUCCGAACAACAUAAUAAAGUAAAAGAAUGGCUCAAGUCUUUAAAAUCCCUUCCUUGUUUUGAAAUAAACACUCGGGGCUUAAAACGGUUACAAGGAUUUGUCAGAAGGGUUGUAUCUUAGCGUUCGGUUAAGAUUUGAUUAAUUGGUUGAUAUUUGGUGCAUUUUAUUAAACGAUUG